Fusarium subglutinans is the source of this 1041-nucleotide messenger RNA. Its product is annotated as methylisocitrate lyase. Gene Ontology annotation, molecular function: catalytic activity. The record is from RefSeq and is a predicted model, not a curated record. The transcript has 3 exons. The coding region runs from base 1 to 1041 and encodes 346 amino acids. NCBI's taxonomy places the organism in Eukaryota, Fungi, Ascomycota, Sordariomycetes, Hypocreales, Nectriaceae.
AUGUCUAAGUCCAUCGUCAAUACCAAACCCUACCCUUUCCACUUCGAGGCAAGCGAGUUUCCCGCCAUCAAGCCCAAUGGAAAAGGAGUGACGGUAGACUACACCAACUGUCGGGGUGCAAGGCCCUCCCUGCAAGCUUCCAAGCUCAGGGCCAUGGUGCAAGAGGCGCACAGCGAUCCCUCCAAAAUUCUCGCCAAUGUGUGCAGCUACGACGCCUUGAGCUCCCGCUUAUGCGAGGAGGCUGGGUUUCCUGUUGUCUUUCUGGCCGGGUACCCUAUGGCGUCUGCAUUUGGACUGCCUGAUACAGGGUACAUUGCUUUUGGAGAGGUUGUCAACAAGAUUCAAGAGGUUUCUAGGGAGGUCAAUGUUCCUAUUCUGGUAGAUGGCGAUACUGGGUAUGGAAGCCCAAUGAAUGUUCGCCGAACUGUGCAAGGAUUUGCACAGGCUGGAGCUGCUGGGAUCAUGCUCGAGGACCAAUCGUGGCCAAAGCGCUGUGGCCACACUGCUGGCAAAAGCGUAGUGUCCCGAAGUGAAGCUUACGCUCGCUGGCAAGCUGCUGUCGACGCUAGGAACGAAGGCCUGGACAUCUGGAUCCUCGCUCGUACGGACAGUCUGAUUCACGGUUACGACGAGGCACUUACCAGGGCACGCAAAGCCAUCGAGAUCGGAGUUGAUGCUGUUUUCGUUGAAGCCCUUCCUGAUUGUGAGUCCAUGGAACGUCUUCGUAAAGACCUCGACUUCCCUCUCGUCGCCAACAUCAUUGAGGGCGGCAAAACGCAGAAUCUCUCAGCAAAGGACCUUGCGGAGCUUGGCUACAGCAUUGUCUGUUAUCCUUGGACUCUUGUCGCUGCUAAGCUGAAGAGCAUAAGGGAGACACUAGAGAAUAUCAAGGGCUCUAUGACGGUUGGGAAGCCUCCUGUUGUUCUUUCGUAUGACGAGGUUUGUGAGGGUGUUGGCUUUAAUAAGUACUAUCAGAUUGAGGAGAAAUAUCAAUAUGAGGGAAGGGCUAAUGGAGCGAACGGUCACCAGUGGAAGGAUUAG